Molecule: messenger RNA, 1374 nt
Organism: Diachasma alloeum
Lineage: Eukaryota; Metazoa; Arthropoda; Insecta; Hymenoptera; Braconidae
Gene: Adat1
Product: tRNA-specific adenosine deaminase 1
Exons: 1
Coding region: 94-1272 (392 amino acids)
Biological process (GO): RNA processing
Molecular function (GO): RNA binding; adenosine deaminase activity
Source: RefSeq, a predicted model, not a curated record
ACUACCCCGACGAAAAUACGCGUGGAACCCUGACAACGUAGUUUAAUUACCCAAAAGAAUGAGAAAACACCAGAAAACAAGAUAAAAAAAAAGAUGAUGACCCCGCUUGAAGAAACGAUAUCAACCCUCUGCCUCGAGAAAUACAAAGCCCUCAAGAAGACAGGAAAGCCCACCGACUCCGAGUGGACAGUUCUCGCAGGAUUCGUCCUCAAGAAAGGGGACAAGUGUUCUCUAGUCUCUCUGGCCACUGGCACCAAGUGCCUGGGCGCCAACGACCUCCGAAGCACCAAAUCGUACGCCUCAGGGGCUAGAUUGAGUGAUUCUCAUGCUGAGGUGCUGGCUCGACGUGCCCUCCUGCGAUACCUCUACGAACAGAUCGACGAAUUGCUUUCAUCAAAGAAGAAUCAUAUUUUUGUGCUGAAUGACGAGUGGAGGAUCGAGUUCAGGGGAGAUGUUUCUUUUCAUUUUUACUGCAGUCAGACUCCCUGUGGGGAUUGCUCAAUCAUCUUCAAGGAAGAAGAGUCCCCUCGUCCUAAAAUUCCUAAACUCGACGAUGAUUUUGAUUCAAAGAAGAAUGGCAGAAUGGUCUUUGAUGUCUUCAGGACUGGAGCGAAAUGUGUUGAGGACUCGGUGCAGGAUUUAAAACUUCCUGGGGUGAAUUAUCACGUUUUAGGGCCUCUCAGGACGAAACCUGGGCGGGGAGAUCCCACCCUGAGCCUCUCCUGCUCCGAUAAACUGGCGAAGUGGAAUGUUCUGGGGGUGCAAGGGGCUCUGCUCUCGCUUUUAAUCCCAAACGUCAGGAUUCAGACCGUCGUCAUUGGGGGAGAGUGUCCCUUCUCGCUGGAGAGCAUGGAGAGGGGCAUAUUCAGACGUUUUAAUUCUGGAAUUAAGGGUCCGAGGAUUGUCCAGGUGUCUGGAGGUUUUUCGUGUAAGAAAUCUGGGGCCAGGGGACACCCCUGCCCCUCCAGUGUCAUCUGGUGCGAUGUGACAGGGAGAAAUGUUGAGGUUUCCGUUGAAGGAAGGAAGCAGGGUGCAACUAAGAAUAAGAGAGGGAAUUUUCUCUUGAUAUCCAGACGAGGACUGUUCAAUAACUUCUUGAGGAUUGCUGAUAAACAUGAAUGUGGGAAAAUUCCACUGCACCCCAAGAAAAUCACUUAUCACGAUUUUAAAAACUAUUCUGCGAAAUAUCAGGAUUUGUGGCAGCACUACAAGUCGACGAUUUUCCAUUCGUGGCCUUCGAAACCCCUGGAUUUACAAAAAUUUUCGUUGUAAAAAGAAAAUUAACGUACGAUUAUCUUGUUUGGAAAUAUAUAAAUUUAUUUGCUAAAAACACAGAGGAAAUAUUUACAAAAUAAAUUGCGGGAUUGUUUAUAA